Molecule: messenger RNA, 847 nt
Organism: Apodemus sylvaticus (European woodmouse)
Lineage: Eukaryota; Metazoa; Chordata; Mammalia; Rodentia; Muridae
Gene: Mrpl30
Product: mitochondrial ribosomal protein L30
Exons: 6
Coding region: 281-775 (164 amino acids)
Biological process (GO): translation
Cellular component (GO): mitochondrion; large ribosomal subunit
Molecular function (GO): structural constituent of ribosome
Source: RefSeq, a predicted model, not a curated record
GGCCGCGGGAGCUAGAGACGUUGUGUGUUUCCACAAGGAGUCUGUCUGCACUUGCGGACUGAGUUCCUUUCUGUUCCGAGUUGAAGACUGAGUUCCGAAGACCCGCUUCUUGAGCGUCUGGAAGCAGCCGGGUUGUCACUUUAUUCGUCUCACUGGUGUAGAUCUAGGUUCGAGCCAUCCGAGCGUUCCCACUACAUAGCCCUGACUGGAAUGUUGUCCACUUUGAUCAUCAUUGCUGCUACACUUCCCUGAUCUCCUGGUGGAGCCUCUGAAGAGAAGAAUGACCACACCUAUGGCUGGGGUUCUGCGCUCGGUGUUUCAGAGGCCUCCAGGCAGACUACAGACUGUGAAGAAAGGUGCAGAAUCUCUCAUUGGUACAGAAUGGAUUCGUCACAAAUUUACCAGAUCAAGAAUUCCAGAUAAAGUGUUUCAGCCUAAACCUGAAGAUCAUGAAAAGUAUGGUGGGGACCCCCAGAACCCUCAUAAACUACAUAUUGUUACAAGAAUAAGAAGUACAAAGAGGCGUCCAUACUGGGAAAAAGAUACGAUCAAGAUGCUCGGACUACAGAAGGCUCACAGCCCUCAGAUUCACAAGAACAUCCCGUCCGUGAAUGCAAAGCUCAAAGUGGUUAAACACUUGAUCCGCAUCCAGCCCCUGAAGCUGCCACAGGGACUUCCCACAGAAGAGACCAUGUCCAGCACGUGCCUCAAGAGCACUGGGGAGUUGGUCGUGCAGUGGCAUCUGAAGCCUGUGGAGCAGGAAGCCAAGUCCUGAGGCCAUAUGGCUUCAGCUUGCAGAUGCACUUACUGAGCAAACUGUUCUCAUUAAAGUGUGUUGACCCAGUCA